This is a messenger RNA of Zophobas morio, 552 nucleotides long. RefSeq lists its product as uncharacterized. Lineage: Eukaryota; Metazoa; Arthropoda; Insecta; Coleoptera; Tenebrionidae. The coding region runs from base 1 to 552 and encodes 183 amino acids. The record is from RefSeq and is a predicted model, not a curated record. The transcript has 4 exons.
AUGAUAACCAUAGUUAUGAUUGUUCUUCAUUUAUUAGCAACAGUAUUAACGAUCCUGGAUUACAUGUCUCUAUUAUUUGAUGUCUUUGACAGUAUUUUGAAUCUGAAAGUAUCAUGCAAUCCUGGCCCAGAUGGUAUUCCAAGCCUGUUUAUAAAGAAGUGCAUAUUUACGUUGUCUCCUCCCAUAUAUGCAUGGAAAAUUAGUUAUAUUGUCCCUAUAUACAAAGCAGGCCAACGUAAUCAAGUUGAUAGUUAUCGUGGGCUAUCAUGGAUGAGUUCUUCUAUUUUGACUGAAAAGCAACAUGGAUUCCGUCCUAAGAGAUCAACAUGGGCCAACUUAAUUGAAUACUAUUCUUAUCUUAACGAAUCUUUUGGGAAUAGAUGUCCAGUGGAUGCAAUAUACACCGAUUUUUCGAAAGCAUUCGAUAAAGUUAAUCAGAGGAUCUUAUUAUUAAAACUGUCCCAUUUGGGAUUUAGACGGGAAACGAUUAUCUGGCUGAGAUCGUUUUUAUGUGAUAGAUGGCAACAGGAGAAUGAUGUUAGUUGUAACUGA